CAAGGGAUGCAGGGGUGCAGGCCAUGGCAGCGACCUUCAAGCCGGUGACACACGUAAUUUUUGACCUGGACGGCGUGAUUUUGGACACGGAGCCGAUGCACGAGGAAGCGGUGCAGGCGAUCGCCGACCGUUACGGCAAGAAGUACACGUGGGAACUGAAGCUGAAGCUGAUGGGUACCACCGGCCCAGACUCUGCGCGAAUAGUGAUCGAUGGCCUGAAGUUGCCGCUCACCGUGGACGACUACCUGGUAGAGUUGGGCCGCAUCUACGCCGAGAAGUACCCCAAGGUUACCCUCAUUCCAGGCGUCGAACGACUUGUGCGUCACUUGCACAAGCACGGCAUCCCCUUGGCGAUCGCUACCAGCUCGAAGCGCGUCUCAUUCACGCUGAAGACGGCGCGCCACAAGGAACUGCUCGCGCUCUUCCAUCACGUGGUCUGCUCAGGCGACGACCCCGAAGUGAAGCACGGAAAGCCGCAGCCGGACAUCUUCCUGGUCGCGGCAUCCAAGUUUGACGGGAAGCCACCCCCCGAAAAGGUUCUGGUGUUCGAGGACGCCCCCCACGGUGUCACUGCCGCUCUCGACGCUGGAAUGCAAGUUGUCAUGCUACCGGACCCCCGGAUGGAUGAACAAAACAAGCGUCGGGCCACCCUCUUCAUCGACUCACUGAUGAACUUCAAGCCCGAGGUCUUCGGCCUACCACCAUUCGAAGACACCGCAAAGAAGAGUUAGCUCGGCGAUGCUGAGAAGGACGCUGCGGAUGGCUGUUCGCACUUGUUAAUAUUCUCAUUUUGCUUAGCGAAGGCAUGCCACAACUCGUAUUCCACGCAGAAACGCUGGUUAGGGGCGGUUGAUUGUGUACUGCCGCAUUCAGGGCUCUGGAAGCAUGUAGAUUAUUAGUGGCAUGGGUACGAGUUUGUGGGCAAUCAGCACGGACGCUUACGUGGUGUCGUGAAAGAAAAUUCGUUUAUUGAACGUGAAAAUAUGCAGUCGCAAUACAAAAGUGUAGGAAAUAUUUGCGUCUUUCUUAUAAUA
This is a messenger RNA of Dermacentor andersoni, 1034 nucleotides long. RefSeq names its product pseudouridine-5'-phosphatase-like. The record is from RefSeq and is a predicted model, not a curated record. NCBI's taxonomy places the organism in Eukaryota, Metazoa, Arthropoda, Arachnida, Ixodida, Ixodidae. Gene Ontology annotation, molecular function: phosphatase activity.